CUAUGUAGCUCAACACAAGUCACAAGAAUCAGUUAAGUUAUGGCGAGUCGUAGUUUGUUCCCCUGCCUUACUGUUUUUUUCUGUAUGAUUAGUAUUAUGGCUCCCUUAACUUCUGGUCAGCUUGAUUACAGUUACUAUGAUAGAGCAUGCCCCGUCUUGCCUAGGAUCAUUCGUUGGAAUGUUUGGUCAGCUCUCCGUAAUGAUUCCAGAAUAGCUGCAUCCCUCCUCCGUUUGCACUUCCACGACUGUUUUGUAAAUGGUUGUGAUGGAUCCGUGCUUCUUGAUGACACAAAUGAUUUCAAGGGUGAGAAGAAUGCUGCACCAAAUCGCAACUCAGUCCGAGGAUUUGAGACAAUCGAUAACAUAAAAGCUGACCUUGAAAGAGCUUGUCCAUUAACUGUAUCUUGUGUGGAUAUAUUAACUCUUGCAGCUAGAGAAGUUGUUGUCAUGUCAGGAGGACCAUUUUGGCCAGUUUUACUUGGUCGACGAGAUGGACUAACUGCAAGUGAGAAGGCAGCAAAUGACCAAUUACCUUCACCCUUUGAGCCCCUGGAUAAAAUCGCGGCCAAGUUUACUGAUAAGGGCCUUGAUCUAAGGGAUGUAGUGGUUCUUUCAGGAGCACACACAAUUGGUUUUGCCCAAUGUUUCACAUUCAAGAGGAGACUUUUCAACUAUCAAGACUCAGGAAAGCCAGAUCCAAUUCUUGAUUCUUCAAUGUUGUCAAAUUUGCAAAGCACUUGUCCUGAAGAGGGACCCAACACCAAAAUUACUCCUCUAGACAUUCAAUCCGUUACGCGAUUCGACAAUGCAUAUUACAGAAACCUUAUGAUCAACACAGGACUUCUUGAAUCUGAUCAAGCUCUAAUGUCAAAUUCUGAGACAGCUGAUAUGGUAAAAUCCUACAGUUUGUACCCUUAUCUUUUCUUCCAAGACUUUGCUGCAUCAAUGGUGAAAUUAGGAAAUGUUGGGGUCCUUACUGGAGAAACUGGACAAAUUAGAAAAGUAUGUGGCUCUGUAAAUUACUACUAUUAAAGUGUUUCUGUCAAGUAUGUUUAGUUUAAUUAUUAGACAAAGUUUAUCAAGUGUGCUUGCUUCAGUAUCUAUGUUUGUACUAAUAAUUUAACUAUAUA
Solanum tuberosum (potato) is the source of this 1130-nucleotide messenger RNA. RefSeq names its product peroxidase 10. Bases 40 to 1032 code for a protein of 330 amino acids. The transcript is spliced from 4 exons. Lineage: Eukaryota; Viridiplantae; Streptophyta; Magnoliopsida; Solanales; Solanaceae. Gene Ontology annotation, molecular function: heme binding; peroxidase activity. Gene Ontology annotation, biological process: response to oxidative stress; hydrogen peroxide catabolic process. The record is from RefSeq and is a predicted model, not a curated record.